AUGGAGCGUCAAAUACGGAACCUGUUUCUGAGCGGGGGGACCGACGGACACGUUCACUUGCACUCCAUGCUGCAGGCGCAGCCCCUCGUUUCCCUGCAACUCUCAAAGAAAUACAUUUUUGGCGUCAGGUGGUCCCCCAUCCGGCCCCUGGUCUUCGCCGCCGCUUCCGGAGAAGGGGAAGUGCAGCUCUUUGACUUUGGCAAGAGCUCCCAGAAGCCCUCGCUCUCCAUCCCGCAAACCCGUGACCGGGGCCCCGUCUACUGCGUGGAGUUCAACCCCCGCCAGGCCCAGCUUCUGGCUGCUGGGGACGGUGGGGGCACGGUGAAAAUCUGGCAGCUCAGCUCGGACUUCACUGAGGAGGGAGCCCGCGAAAUGAGCCACCUCGACCAGCUGGCCAACGAGGUCACCGACUGACCGCUCAGAGGUAGAAGCAAAUGAAAUUUUGGGUGGUUUCCUCCCCAAAGGGAAGUGCGACUCUUGGU
Messenger RNA from Lacerta agilis (Sand lizard), 482 nucleotides. RefSeq names its product WD repeat domain 34 (gene DYNC2I2). Gene Ontology annotation, biological process: intraciliary transport. NCBI's taxonomy places the organism in Eukaryota, Metazoa, Chordata, Lepidosauria, Squamata, Lacertidae. The transcript is spliced from 3 exons. The record is from RefSeq and is a predicted model, not a curated record. Gene Ontology annotation, molecular function: dynein heavy chain binding; dynein light chain binding. Gene Ontology annotation, cellular component: ciliary plasm; cytoplasmic dynein complex. The coding region runs from base 1 to 414 and encodes 137 amino acids.